Molecule: messenger RNA, 2111 nt
Organism: Cyclopterus lumpus (lumpfish)
Lineage: Eukaryota; Metazoa; Chordata; Actinopteri; Perciformes; Cyclopteridae
Gene: prdm8b
Product: PR domain containing 8b
Exons: 4
Coding region: 384-2111 (575 amino acids)
Biological process (GO): regulation of DNA-templated transcription
Cellular component (GO): nucleus
Molecular function (GO): protein binding
Source: RefSeq, a predicted model, not a curated record
CACGCCUCUCUCUCUCCCUCCCUCCCUCUCUCUCUCUCUCUCUCUCCCUUUAUCCGUGCAGCUCUCUCUACCCCGCCCGCUCACUCCCGUGUCGGCGUCUCUCUGCAGCAGCAGCCGCGCUGUCACUGCCACCGCACCGGGGGGGGAUGUACUGACACCACGGAGCGGACCGGGAGCCACCAUCUCCACCACCUCCAUCACGCCGCGUCCCCCUGCUUGUUUCCGGGGCUUUUUUCUUCUUCUCCCCCCCCCCUGACCCAGCAUCCGGAGGUGCAACCGGGUUGUUGUUGUUGUUUUUGGGGGAUUCGCAGCAUCGCUCUGUGCUCUUCGCUUGUGGAUUAUUGAUUAUUGUUCCUGCUCCUCGUCGACACAGAAAGGGUGAAAUGGAGGAGUCCAGCGCCCAGAAGUUGGUGUGGGACGGGGACGCCAAAGCGGUGCAGCAGUGCCUCACGGACAUCUUCACCAGCGUCUUCACGACGUGCGACAUCCCAGAAAACGCGAUCUUCGGGCCGUGCGUGCUGAGCCACACGUCGCUGUACGACAGCAUCGCCUUCAUCGCCCUGAAGUCCACCGACAAGCGCACGGCCCCGUACAUCUUCCGGGUGGACACGUCGGCGGCCAACAGCACCUCGGAGGGCUUGAUGUGGCUGCGGCUGGUCCAGUCCGCCCGGGACAAAGAGGAGCAGAACCUGGAGGCCUACGUGAAGAACGGCCAGCUCCUGUACCGCUCGCUCCGCCGCAUCGAGAAGGACGAGGAGCUACUGGUCUGGUACGGCAAAGACCUCGUGGACCUGCUGCUGCUCAGCGCCUGCCGGGCGCCCGCCAAGAGCAAAGGUUCGUCCCACCACUCGUGUCCGGACUGCAGCCAGCGCUUCCAGUUCGAGUUCCCGUUCUUGGCCCACCUCCGGUUCCGUUGCACCAAAAGGUUGCAGAGCAUCGCGGGGGCCGACGAGGAGCCCGGCAAAGAGAGCGGCGCCGAGCGGGCGAACGCCACCCCGACCAGGACCAGCCCCAAGCUGGGCCGCUCCGAGGGGUUCGGCGCCGCCGCCGGCGCCGGCAGUGCUGCUCAGGACGGCAACAAACCCUCCACAGACUUUCACAACCUGGCCAGGGAUCUAGAGAACAACCGGACCAGCCCGCCCAGCGACAAGGAGGCCGAGAUAUGCAGCGAGAGCUCGGGGAAGAGGAAGUUCUCGGAGGUGGAGGACCGGGAGCGCCGGGGUCCCAGCCUCCUGCAGUCCAAGUCGAAAGACGAGCUUGCGACGUCGGCGCAGAACUACAGAGGGGCGUACGGCCUGGAGGAGAACCACAAGUCCUUCUCCCCGCCGGGCGCCACGGAACUCGGUCAGGGCAAGCGCAGCGCCUUCACCGAGGUCAAGAAGACUCCCCAGAACCUCAAACACCACGGCGGCGGCAGCAAAAACCUCCAGGGCGCCAACUCCGAGAACAAAGACGGCGGCCGCCCCAGCAGCACCCCGUCCGAGAAGCACCUCAACAUCCGGCAGGUGCUGUCGGAGACCCAGCCGCCGCAGGCCUCGCCGAUGGGCAGCGCUUUCACCUCCGUCGCCCAGCAAGGCGGCGGAGGUGAGAGGAAGAGCGCCUUCAGCCAGCCGUCGCGCUCCUUCUCCCAGAUCUCGCCGCUGGUGAUGCCGACCAAGCUGCUGGACUGCCACCCGGCGGUGGGCGACACCAUCUCCUCCAGCCGGCUCUACCAGGCCGACCACCUCGCCGCCAAGCUGCAGGGCGCGGAGCUGGGCGCCAACUGCCCCGUGCCGGGCGGCAUGGCCAAGCAGAACCCCUUCGUCUACGCCACCACCUUCUGGCCCAAGAACUCCGGGGCCAUCCAGCUGCAGAUGCCGUCGGCGCUCACCCUGCUGCCGCCCUCCUUCACCUCGCUCUGCCUGCCGGCGCAGAACUGGUGCGCCAAGUGCAACGCGUCCUUCCGCAUGACCUCGGACUUGGUUUACCACAUGCGGUCCCACCACAAGAAGGAGUUCGCCAUGGAGCCGAUGGUCAAGCGGCGGCGCGAGGAGAAGCUCAAGUGCCCCAUUUGCAACGAGUCCUUCCGGGAACGGCAUCACCUGUCACGUCACAUGACCUCCCAUAACUGA